Seriola dumerili (greater amberjack) is the source of this 1599-nucleotide messenger RNA. RefSeq names its product serine/arginine-rich splicing factor 10-like (gene srsf10a). The transcript has 6 exons. The coding region runs from base 110 to 877 and encodes 255 amino acids. The record is from RefSeq and is a predicted model, not a curated record. Lineage: Eukaryota; Metazoa; Chordata; Actinopteri; Carangiformes; Carangidae. Gene Ontology annotation, molecular function: RNA binding.
CCACGUAGCUACUAGCUAGUAUUAGCUGCAGCAAAGCAUCAGGGUUUGUGAGAAACAGCUGUAAUAAACAAAUUCACGGCCACCAAUUUGUUGAAACGGGCCGUUGAAAAUGGCGAGGUACCUGAGGCCUCCUAAUACCUCUCUCUUCGUUAGAAACAUCGCUGAUGAGUCCAGGCCAGAGGAUUUACGACGUGAGUUUGGUCGUUAUGGGCCUAUUGUAGAUGUCUACAUUCCACUUGACUUCUAUACACGGCGACCAAGAGGAUUUGCUUACAUUCAGUUUGAAGAUGUUCGGGAUGCAGAAGACGCUCUUCACAACCUGGACCGUAAGUGGGUUUGUGGACGUCAGAUCGAGAUCCAGUUUGCCCAGGGAGACCGCAAGACCCCUAACCAGAUGAAGUCCAAGGAGCGUCAUUCCCCACGCAGUUUCUCCCGCUAUGAUGAUGAUCGGGAUAGCCGGCGAAGACGAUCUCGGAGCCGCAGCUAUGAUCGCCGCAGGUCCCGGAGCCCUUCCUAUGAACGCCGCCCUCGGAGGUCUGAGAGCCCUAGAGAAUCUCGGUCCUACAGUCGACACAGACGUAGCAGAAGCCAUGAAAAUGACAAGUACAGAGGUCCUCCCCGUGAUCAUCACAGAACACACCAUGAACCAGGCUCACGAAGCCGCUCCGCAUCCCGCUCCCCUUCACCCUCCAGAUCCAGGCCCAAAGGUAAAAAGAGCCAGUCCAGGUCCCACAGCCCCACUGAAGAUUUCCACCCAACCUCAAGCUCCCAGAAACAGUCAGUGGGACGAUCUCCAUCCCGCUCCUACUCUAGAUCCAUGUCUCGGUCACGCUCUCGCUCCAGGUCCUGGGCUGGACGCAAGUCUGGAGGUCACUGACUGCCUGGUCUUCCAAAGCCCUCUAUUUAUCAGUCUAAGGAUGUUUCUGUUCAGCUUUCAACCUAUGAUAACUAGAGUGUUAUGCUCUAUAUUUUCAUUUGUUUAUCAUCACAUUAUGGUUGCCAAAGGAAGGAGCAGUAGCAGGAGCGGAGAUAUUUUUUCAAGCAUAUUCAGAAAAGCUUUUUGUUCUUAAGUGAGUCAUGAAAGCACAGCUGAUCCCUGGAAAGUUUUGCCAGGUUGUCUUUUUUGGACUUGUGUAAUGUGGGUUUUUGAAGGUGGCGAUAAUGUUGCGGUUUGGCUUUGCCAAUAUUUUUUUUACUGAGUUAGCAAUAUUUAGAUUCAUACGUUUGUUAAUACAAUGCCUGUCUCAGUUUGGUAUGUUAUGUGAACGUGAAUAAAAAUUUAAUUGAACUUCAGGCCAGUAUUACCAAUAUUUGUAUUUAAGUGCCCCAACCAUACAAGCCUGGUUCCAGGGGCACUGAUACAACAGGCAAGCUGUAUACUGUAGUAGCAGUUUCUGUAGUUACUAUGGCAAUGGAAGAUGGAUGGAAUGCAGUCAGUUGUUACCUGAUACUUGAUCAAAUAUUUCAUGUGACAGUAUGUUCAAGGUGAGCUGCACUCGUUUACCAUGUACUUCAGUGAGUCAAAGUCAAGUGUUCCUUAGUAGUUAUCAUUUUAAUGGUUUUACUUGGUUUGCUUUAUCAAUAAAGAAAUAAAUUCUC